UCCUCCCAGUCGUCGGUAUUGUAAAGAUGGCGUCUAUCAUGGAGGGGCCACUGAGCAAGUGGACUAACGUCAUGAAAGGUUGGCAGUACCGCUGGUUUGUGUUGGACUACAACGCUGGCCUACUGUCUUACUACACGUCAAAGGACAAGAUGAUGCGAGGAUCCAGAAGAGGCUGUGUGCGACUUCGGUGCUAUGCUCAUGUGUUUGUGAGGGAGAAAGAUACGGCAGAAGGAGAUGAGCCAUUUGAAGGUGUUGAGAUUGGAGAAAAGGGCGCUGUGAUCGGCAUUGAUGACGAGGACGACAGCACUUUCACCAUCACAGUGGACCAGAAGACUUUCCAUUUCCAAGCCCGAGAUGCGGACGAGCGAGAGAAGUGGAUCCACGCCUUAGAGGGAACGAUCUUGCGGCACACCCAACUCCGGGAGGCACAGACAGAAUUUGUACCAAGCGUCCAAGACUUUGACAGAAAACUUGCUGAAGCUGAUGCCUAUCUACAGAUUCUGAUCGACCAGUUAAAGCUUUUUGAUGAGAAGAUCAAGGACUGCAAAGAGGAUGAAUCUCGCAGGAAAAUUGAAAGUUUGAAGGAGACUACUUGUAGUAUGGUAGAGUCCAUCAAGCACUGUAUUGUUCUGCUGCAAAUUGCCAAGGACCAAAGUAACGAACAGCAACACGCAAACGGACUAAUAAGCACCAUCAACCCCGUGGAUGGGAUCUACCAGCCGCCUCUGGACACUCCUGUAGCCAACACCACGAUGCCAACACAGACCACUCUCCCCACAGAUGCUUCUCAGGUGUGUAAAUCAGACCAGCGACCUUCAACGUUACCUGUUGGUCCUGUAGUCACUGUGAUGGGCAGUUUGCAGACCCCUACACCCAACAGCACAGGGAGCGGCCCCUCAGGCCCCAACAGCGGCGUCACCUCGCCAUCUCUCAUCCCCCUCCCCUCACACUCGGUGCCGGACUUCUCGUAUUCCUCCAGCGAGGAUGAGUUUUACGACGCGGACGAGUUCUACCAGAGCACCACUUCCCCCAAACACUGUUUGAAGCGUCCCGAUGCCCUCAGUCCCUCAGGACCCCCGGCUGCCUCGUCCCUUCAUAAUGAAGAAACAGCAUUGAAGAGACCAGACACAACAGAAUCCCUCAACUCGACUAUGUCAAACGGGACCACAGAACCAGAUCCGUUCGACAGCCACGACGACCGUGACGAUGAUGGGGAGGGCGAGUCGGUAGAGGAGCACAAAAGCGUCAUCAUGCACCUGCUCUCGCAAGUCCGUCUAGGGAUGGAUCUCACCAAGGUGGUCCUGCCUACCUUCAUCCUAGAAAGGAGAUCUUUGUUAGAAAUGUAUGCUGACUUCUUUGCACAUCCAGACUUAUUUGUCAGUAUCGCCGAGCAGGCGGAUCCCCGUGAGCGCAUGGUUCACGUGGUCAAAUGGUACCUGUCCGCUUUCCACGCGGGCAGGAAAGGCUCAGUGGCCAAGAAGCCUUACAACCCCAUCCUGGGAGAGGUCUUCUUCUGUCACUGGGAUCUGCCUUGCAAAACUGAGGAGCCCUCCGCCCCUGUGACAUCUUCUCCUGCUCCUGUGCAGGACACACUAUCAGAUGGUCCAGUUCCAUGGUCUUCGCCCAACAAUGUGUCUUUUGUGGCAGAGCAGGUCUCUCAUCACCCACCCAUUUCUGCAUUCUACGCAGAAUGUUUAAGUAAGAAGAUCCAGUUCAAUGCUCACAUCUGGACCAAGUCUAAGUUUCUUGGCAUGUCCAUCGGGGUUUAUAAUAUUGGACAAGGCUGCGUUUCCUGUUUAGAACACGAUGAACAUUACAUCCUCAACUUUCCCAACGGAUACGGCAGGUCCAUUUUGACCGUGCCCUGGGUUGAGCUGGGCGGCGAGUGCAACAUCUCGUGCUCCAAAUCAGGCUACAGCGCCAACAUCGUGUUCCACACCAAACCCUUCUACGGCGGCAAGAAGCAUAGAAUCACGGCAGAGAUAUUUGCACCGAAUGAUAAGAAGUCUUUCUGCUCCAUUGAAGGCGAAUGGAACGGAGUGAUGUUUGCCAAGUGGCCCACAGGAGAGAACACACCAUUCAUUGACACUAAGAGAAUGGGCAUCAUGAAGAAGAAAGUCAGGAAGCUCGAAGACCAGCUACUAUAUGAGUCUCGAAGACUUUGGAGAGACGUGACCCUCAACCUGAAGCUCAAAGACAUCGACGCCGCCACGGAAGCCAAACAUCGGCUGGAGGAGAAGCAGAGACUGGAAGCCAGGGAGAGGAAAGAGAACGAGCAACAGUGGGAGACCAGGCUAUUCCACGAGGACGGCGAGUGCUGGGUGUACGACGAGCCGCUAUUAAAGAGACUAGCUUCUCCUCGACCCUGAGAGGAGCGACGCGCGUACACCCCCUCCGACCCCCUCGCACUACUUGCUCUAAGAUUGAACGCACACUGCAGAGUCUUUAUAAGAACUCUUUAGCAAAGACCACUUGUUCGCCGAGCCAAGGGCUGACUGACCGCCGAUGGCAUUGUGUACGCAGCUUUGUAAAACCAUGGAAAUGUAUGAAAUUAAAACGGAAAGCACCUCAGAUGUAUCGAGACAAUUUGUAACGCUUGACUCCUUAAUAGAGCGGCCCCGGUUCACAGCCAGGCCACUCGCUCCCUUCAUCGAGGGCGUUGAAAUCGAAUAACAAGCUUUUCAUGUAAAACCGAGCUUGACAUCUCAGGGAAUCCGGUGACCGAAGAAAGAAAGUCCCCUCCAGGAGUCUGGCAGCCUUAUGAUGAUAAUGAUGAUGAUGAUGAUGAUGAUGAUGAUGGAAUGGUUGAACCUUAACUAUGCGGAGAAGAUAUUUCUCUGCUUGCCUGCAACUCAUUAUAACUGUUUAUAUAUAGAUAUACAUAUGAUGCAUAUAUUCUUUUUUAUUUUUCUUUCUGGCAAUAGUGUACAAUAUUUGAUCAUAAUGAAACUUUUAAGGAAGUAUCCAAUGGUCACGUUUGAUGUUCUGCUCUCAUUUCAAAUUAGUUUGGUCCUUUUUUUCAUUGUAGGACACAGUUAAGAUCCACACAAGCCAUAGCAUCUGAACACGCUGAUAUAAAUAUAUUUAUGCAAUCUAAAGUAUCAGCGAUGUUUGCUGAAGAUGAAAGUGCAUAGAGCAAUCCUAUGACUAUGUUUCUAUGUAACCCGGAGGCAUUUAUGAACAAAUGAUUGUGGCUUUUUUUAAUAGUGCUGCUACAGUUCAUUUAGCUUUUUUUUUUUUUUUUUUUUUUGCCACCGAAGUUGUGAUCAACACAGGGAUCAUAUUCCACUCUACAUGUCAAUUUUUCUUUUCCUGAGAUAGUAUUUUAGUUACAGUGAAGUAGACGAUGGAUCAAAAUGCAAUGGAUGAGAUAUAAUAAUAAAUUCCACCUGAAAAUACUAAAGAA
Molecule: messenger RNA, 3406 nt
Organism: Syngnathus acus (greater pipefish)
Lineage: Eukaryota; Metazoa; Chordata; Actinopteri; Syngnathiformes; Syngnathidae
Gene: osbpl9
Product: oxysterol binding protein-like 9
Exons: 25
Coding region: 27-2369 (780 amino acids)
Cellular component (GO): membrane; cytosol; intracellular membrane-bounded organelle
Molecular function (GO): sterol binding
Source: RefSeq, a predicted model, not a curated record